AUGCUUCCUCCGCUUCCGGAACUCUCCGACUAUGGAGUCUCACCCACUAGCGGGUUCCUCCCCGAGGUCCUACCCCUGUCGAGACUCCCGGACCCCUACUACAACAAGUGGGAAGCCGUGGCUGCCAACCUGCAGGCUCUCAUCCUCAGCAAGCGUCUGAGGCCCGUCCUCGACCGCCUGCCGGUCCUCUCCACCAUCGGUCUGGAACAUGACGCGGAGUGGCGGAGGGCCUACUCGAUCCUCUGCUUCAUGGCCCACGGCUACAUCUGGGGCGGUGACAGCCCUUCGGACCGCCUGCCGGCCUCCAUCUCGGUGCCCCUGCUGCAGGUCGCCGAGCGCCUCGACGUGGCCCCCGUCGCCACCUACGCCGCCGUCUGCCUGUGGAACUUUAAGCCGCUGUUCGCAGACGAGCCGAUCGACGACCUCGAGAACCUCGCCACCCUCAGCACCUUCACCGGCUCCAUUGACGAGUCGUGGUUUUAUCUGGUCUCGGUCGCCAUCGAGGCCCGCGGCGCCGCCACCAUCCCCCUGAUGCUCAAGGCCAUCCAGGCCGCCAGGGACGGCGAUGCCGACACCGUCACGUCCUGCCUGGUCGCCUUUGCCGAGCGCAUCGACGACCUGGGCAACCUGCUGCAGCGCGUGCACGAGAACUGCGACCCGCACAUCUUUUACCACCGCAUCCGGCCCUUCCUGGCCGGCAGCAAGAAUAUGGCGGACGCUGGUCUGCCGCACGGCGUCAUCUACGAGGACGCCUCCGGCAACGAGUCGUACCGCCAGUACAGCGGGGGCAGCAACGCGCAGAGCAGCAUCAUCCAGUUCUUCGACAUCGUCCUGGGCAUCGAGCACCGCCCUACCGGCGCCAAGAAAGCCGGUGGUGAUCAGCAGCAGGGGCAGCCGAAGCACGGACGCCCCGACGGCUCGGCGCCACCCCAGCACAACUUCAUCAUGGAGAUGCGGCGGUACAUGCCGGGCGGACACGCGCGGUUCCUGGGCGCCGUGGCGUCGGUGGCCAACAUCCGGCAGUUCGUCGAGGCGCGCAGCGCCACCGACAAGCCGCUCGCGCUGGCCUACGACGCCUGCCUGGCCAUGCUGCGCGCCCUGCGCGACCGCCACAUCGCCAUCGUGGCCCGCUACAUAGUCGUGCCGUCGCGCGAGGCGAUGCGUGAUCGGAGCCGCAGCUCCGAGGCCGUCCGGGGCGAGGCGACGGCAGGCAGGUACAAUGCUGCCGCCAAGGUCAACCUCGCGACGGCCGUGUCCCGAGGGCCGAAGGGCAUCGCGCUCGACACGUCCGGCAGCGCGGGCAAGAAGGACCAGCUCAAGGGCACGGGUGGCACGGCGCUCAUUGCGUUUCUGAAGCAGGCGCGCGACGAGACGGGCGAGCCGGCCAUCGAGGCCUGGACGAGGAGGUUCAUCAAGCGCGGCAACGGCAAGGUGCCCGGAAGCGGGGAUUUCUUCCUCGGAAAGGAGGACGGUCCCGACGAUGAUGUCGUGCAGGUCAAUGGGCUUGCGGGCAUGUGGAUUAUGGAGGGUGAAGGGGGCGGGAUUUGUAAUUACUGA
Messenger RNA from Pyricularia pennisetigena, 1557 nucleotides. RefSeq lists its product as uncharacterized. Gene Ontology annotation, cellular component: cytoplasm. The record is from RefSeq and is a predicted model, not a curated record. Gene Ontology annotation, molecular function: metal ion binding; heme binding; indoleamine 2,3-dioxygenase activity. The transcript has a single exon. Gene Ontology annotation, biological process: 'de novo' NAD+ biosynthetic process from L-tryptophan. NCBI's taxonomy places the organism in Eukaryota, Fungi, Ascomycota, Sordariomycetes, Magnaporthales, Pyriculariaceae. Bases 1 to 1557 code for a protein of 518 amino acids.